AUGAUGGAUCCAUGUUCAGUUGGAGUCCAGCUUCGGACCACAAAUGAGUGCCAUAAAACCUAUUAUACUCGUCAUACGGGUUUCAAGACUUUGCAAGAACUGUCAUCAAAUGACAUGCUUCUGCUUCAACUGAGAACUGGAAUGACACUUUCUGGGAACAAUACAAUUUGCUUCCAUCAUCCAAAAGUUUACAUCGACAGAUUUGAGGAUUUGCAGAAGUCAUGUUGUGACCCAUUUAACAUACACAAAAAACUAGCCAAAAAAAAUUUACAUGUAAUUGAUUUAGAUGAUGCCACUUUUCUGAGUGCAAAAUUUGGAAGACAGCUUGUAUCUGGUUGGAAGCUUUGUCCAAAAUGUACACAGAUAAUCAAUGGAAGUGUGGAUGUUGAUUCUGAAGACCGGCAGAAAAGAAAACCUGACUCAGAUGGAAGAACUGCUAAAGCUUUGAGGUCAUUACAAUUUGCAAACCCAGGAAAGCAGACUGAAUUUGCUCCAGAAACUGGUAAAAGAGAAAAAAGAAGGCUUACCAAAAAUGCAACAGCUGGUUCAGACAGACAAGUGAUCCUGGCAAAGAGUAAGGUCUACGAUAGCCAGGGUCUCCUGAUUUUCAGUGGAAUGGACCUCUGUGACUGCCUCGAUGAAGACUGCUUAGGCUGUUUCUAUGCUUGUCCUGCCUGCGGUUCUACCAAAUGUGGUGCCGAAUGCCGCUGUGAUCGAAAGUGGCUGUAUGAGCAAAUUGAAAUAGAAGGAGGAGAAAUAAUUCAUAACAAACAUGCUGGAUAAUUUGUGGUGUCUGAUUGUGACCCUUUCUGUAUUUCUAAAGUUCUAUAAUUCUAAGAUACAUGUUAAAGUUUGUUUUGCCA
Budorcas taxicolor (takin) is the source of this 863-nucleotide messenger RNA. RefSeq names its product ARL14 effector protein-like. The coding region runs from base 1 to 783 and encodes 260 amino acids. Gene Ontology annotation, cellular component: intracellular membrane-bounded organelle. Lineage: Eukaryota; Metazoa; Chordata; Mammalia; Artiodactyla; Bovidae. The record is from RefSeq and is a predicted model, not a curated record. The transcript has a single exon.